Molecule: messenger RNA, 1390 nt
Organism: Camponotus floridanus (Florida carpenter ant)
Lineage: Eukaryota; Metazoa; Arthropoda; Insecta; Hymenoptera; Formicidae
Gene: stops
Exons: 2
Coding region: 200-1240 (346 amino acids)
Biological process (GO): intracellular signal transduction
Source: RefSeq, a predicted model, not a curated record
UAUAAGAAGCUUACACCAACACUUUUUCCGUAUAAAUCUAGAUUGUUCCUGAAGGAUUAAAGAAGCUUUUGAAAUGCAACUUUACAUCUAAUCGAAUUAACCCAGUCGUACGUGCCGUGUCGUUUCCUCUAUUCGUAAUCAUUAAAACGUGAACGCUAGCGACGAUCGUUGCGUGACUUUUAUAUGUCACUAAAAUUACAUGCAAAUCAUGGAAGUGUUGAUAGAUUGCUAUUUCGACCGAUUGUUCUCAGAAAUGGAACGCAGUUGCUUAGCUUCGCGAUACAAACGUCGCGAAUUGGUUAAUUAUUUGACAGAUGUGAUAAACAGUUGUGCAGAAGCGGAGAAUCUCGACAAACAGGACGUGUGCGAGAGGAUCGUCAUCUCGGCCCUGCGUUAUCACAAUAUCACGAUGAUGGAGAACGGAUCGGUCUGCCUACUCGGCAAAUUUCACAACGUACUUUACGUGGCGGCAAAGCUCUGCUACGACUGGGACAUCGGCAACAACGAAAUCGUCAGCCGAUUGCUAAACGACAUAUUUUAUUGUGAAAAGACAUUCGAACGAUUGUUCGUCGGGGCGAUUUUUGGCACACGCGUAACACACUUUCUGUCCGGGUGGAAAUGUGAUUUUGAUGAUCGCGAGGACAAUAUUCGGGCCUUGGUGUAUUUCUUAAAUCACGCAAUCAGUGGCCGGUUAGAAUACCGUUGCGAGUCCUCGUUGAUAAAGAGACGCUUUAUUGAUGUGCCUAUGGAGUCAUACGGACAGGUUUUGCCUCUGAGAGUUGCAAUUCAGCACGGUGCACCGGAUAUCCUAUUAAUCAUGUUGCGCUAUGGCGCCUCAAUUGAAUCUGAUAAACUUGCCCCAUCACCAAUGGAGAUCAUCCUGACAAAACUCAGCGAAUUCGAAGCACAACCUGAUCAAGAGAUCGUUUAUCCGGAACACCUACUAACGUGUCUGAAACUGCUACUGCGAACCGUGACCACCGUCUGCGUCAGGACUCCCGAUCACAUUGCCAAUCACAUCGGUAUUCUCAGUGUGUCCUUGUAUGAGCAGUAUCCUAAUCUGGCAAAUCGAAAUCUGAUACCUCCGGAACGUAGUGGAGUCUGUCCGGCAGAACUGAAGCAUUUGUGCCGUUGCCGAAUCCGCGAAAUUCUCUACAUGAAUUGGGCGCUGCCUCGCGGAAUUAAAAGUUUGCAAAUUCCAGGAUCUCUGAGAAAUUAUCUGGACCUGUUGCAGGAUUGAAUAGCAUAUGGUGGCAAAAUGCGUUCAAUAUCGAUCAUUCAUUUCCAAAUGGGCGUAAAGACACGUCCGACCUCCUCUCACACACAGAAAAAAGGACAUUCUUGUUGUUUAAAAAUAUAUUUAGUUUUAACAUGGAAAUCUUGAAAUGAG